AUGUCAAGAGUAGCACAAUUAGAUUCACGUAUCCUUGAUGAUGAGCUACAUUCUGUACUGUUGCGCGAUUUGAAUCAUGCAAUAUAUGCCGGAAAUGAUGAGAAUGAACCAGGUCACUUAGGAUGGAAAAAUACAGAUGAAUGGAGGUUAGUGUGUGAUACUUUGUUGUACAUGUUUGUUGUAAAGAAAGGAAAUAAUGGGUGGUUAUCAUUAUUACGGUUUAUAUCAAAUAGCAAAAGUCAGAAGCUAAAGGGGAAGGAAGUAGAAGAAGCAGAAGAAGAAGAGACUUAUGGAACUAGAUUAAAUGGGUUAUCCUAUAAAUCUCCCAUGAGAGGUACUCUGUACUUAACCGCGGUUUUAAGUAAAUAUUUGUUGGCUAAAUCGGAUAAAGUUUUACCUUCUCAAAACAAACGUCUAGUUAAAUUACUACGAUUACUUACAAGUUUGGCAGAAGUUUUAAAUUUUGCAAAUUUUAUAGUUACUGGUAAUUAUAUAUCGAUAUUAAACAGAAUAUUAGGUCUUAAAAUGGCAUCUAAGGGUGCUAAUAAUAUAAUGCCAUUGGGGCAAUUCUCAGAGCAAAGCCGUUUAGCAACAAUGGAGGUUCAGAACAGACAGUUAUUAUGGAAUGCAGUUCUAGAGUUGUUGAAUAUGACUGUAUUGUUACCAAAUUCUAGGACAUUUUUCUACACGUGGCAAAGCAAAACAGAAAAACAUACUACUGCUAUCAUAGGCUCGCAGUUAGAUAUACGGCAUUGUUCAUUAUGUAAUGAGCCACCAUCCAAUCCCUAUAUUUUAGAUUGUUGUCAAGCAACCUACUGCUAUUGGUGUUGUUGUAAAGUGCUUGAAUGGAGACAAUGUUCUAAUUGUAAGGAGAAAGGAUUACUUCAAGCAUCACCAUUGUACACCACUGUAUAG
Molecule: messenger RNA, 915 nt
Organism: Maudiozyma saulgeensis
Lineage: Eukaryota; Fungi; Ascomycota; Saccharomycetes; Saccharomycetales; Saccharomycetaceae
Source: the annotation of a GenBank genome assembly